AUGAUACACAUAAUCCUCAUCAUUGUUUGUUACAUUGCGAAUAUCAGUGCUAUUGAAGAAAGUGCAUUUGUAGAAGUAAAUGGCAGUAUAUUUAUAGGGAAACGAUUAUAUAGUGGUUUGGAAAAUAAGCCUUUUAAUGCAUUUUGGAAAAUACCUUACGCUAAAAAGCCUAUACGUGAUAUAAGAUUUAAGCCACCGGAGUUGAAAGAUUGGCGUAAUGGGACACUUGACUACAGUAAUUUUCCAAAAGAUACCUGCAGAUGCUAUAACGAAGACAACCUUUACCUGUCCAUUUACAUGCCAGUUUUUUAUGACCCAACAUGGAAUGCCCCUGUACUUGUCUGGCUGGAAGGAACUUCAAAAUCAUUGGGACCAGAUUUUUUUAUAGAAGAGGAUAUAGUUGUCGUUACUGUAUCAUAUAGAAAAAGCAUUUUCGGUUUUUUAAAUACAGACGAUGAGUUUGCCGAAGGUAAUAUGGGAGCCAAGGACAUAUUAAUGGCUUUGAAAUGGGUCAAAUCAUAUAUUGGUUCUUUUCAUGGAGAUCCAAACAGAGUAACAGUAAUAGGCGCAAGAAAGGCAGCUACGAUAGUUGCAUCACUGCCCCUCACUCCAGCGGCAGAAGGUUUGUUUAAUAGAGUGAUUAUUAUGAGCGGCAGUGCUCUUUCACCUGCUGAUUACAGGAAUUACAACUUUGAAGUGAUGAACAAACUAUAUUGGAAUUUGAACGGUCCUUUCGACAAACUGAAUCGUAGCAAACUUUAUGAAAUGCUCCGAAACUAUACUACUAGUGAAUUAGAUUUAGCUUCUCAGGAUAUCUUCGACAGUACUGAUGUCAGAGAUAACCAGAGGUUGAUAAACUCUUUCAGUCUGAGCGUUGAAAAAUCUAAGGGAGCGUUCAUGAGAAAAACUCCUUAUCACGUUUACAAAUCACGAUUCACAAAUAACAAAGUCGAAGUUCUUAUAGGUUAUACGAGUUUGGAAUCUCUUUACAAAUUGCAUGGAUUCGCUGAUAAUAAAAAGCUUUUGACGUAUUUGAAUUACAAUUUCCAAUAUUUAUUACCUUUCGAGGGAACAAAAGAUGAAUACGGUUCGAAACGAUACAGAAAGAUUCAGAAGAAGAUAAUGGAUUUUUAUUUUGUCAACGGGACUAUCGGAGUGAGGAGUUUAAGAAGAUAUGCGAAAUAUGUUUCGGAUCAAGUGAUUUAUCCUUUAAUGCGACAGGCGCGCCUCCAUGCGGAAGUAUCAUGCGGUCACGUUUAUUUGUACAGGUUCUCAUACAAGGGAUUGUUCAAUAUAGGCUGGAAAUCGUCAGUUCCUCAUUUGGAUUGGGCCGGAGCGACAUCAGGAGACGAAAUUUGCUACCUAUUCAAAUGUAAAUCAGUAAAUAACGAAUACAAUAGUGCUGAUAUGCCAAGUGAAAGGCACUUCAUUAAGAAAUUAGUGCGUCUAUUUGCAAAUUUCGUUAAGAGCGGCAAUCCUACUCCGAAGACCACAGAUGGCAUUUUAGGGAAUCUCAAAUGGGAACCUUUGAGACCCGGAAAGUCUAUACGGGCCAUGAAUUUGAGUAGCAAGCUUAGGAUGGUUGCCGCCCCUGAAGAAAAAAGGGUAAAGUUUUGGGAUCAGUUAAAAAGCGAAUUCUUCACCGAGCAACUCAACAGGGAAUGUUAA
This is a messenger RNA of Chilo suppressalis (striped riceborer), 1668 nucleotides long. Lineage: Eukaryota; Metazoa; Arthropoda; Insecta; Lepidoptera; Crambidae. The record is from the annotation of a GenBank genome assembly.